This is a messenger RNA of Haplochromis burtoni (Burton's mouthbrooder), 7358 nucleotides long. It is a transcript of the gene ahnak, whose product is annotated as AHNAK nucleoprotein. The transcript has 7 exons. Gene Ontology annotation, cellular component: cytoplasm; nucleus. The record is from RefSeq and is a predicted model, not a curated record. NCBI's taxonomy places the organism in Eukaryota, Metazoa, Chordata, Actinopteri, Cichliformes, Cichlidae. Bases 347 to 6436 code for a protein of 2029 amino acids. Gene Ontology annotation, molecular function: protein binding. Gene Ontology annotation, biological process: regulation of RNA splicing.
GAGGUUAAAAUCAACUCAGAACGGUGGAGGGAGGGAGAGAGAGGGGGCAGAAAACGCCCUUGAAAUCUGGUUGAUCAAGAAAUCGAAAAAGACUGACAGAGUCCUAGCAGACUGCGAAGGCGUGACAGUGUGAAAGUGUUUUUCUUGGAGUGAGGAGAAGUGGAGAAGUUUUCAAGGAUGCUCAAGCAGGCGUGAGGCUUCUAGGGCGCUAAGGCUGCGCACAGAAGUCAAGAAUACAAGAACAGAAGCAAUAAACUGAAGCUCCUUGGCUUUGCUUGAGCAAUCCAAGGAAAACAAAGAGAAUUUGUGCUACAACGAGGCUUGAAUUGAAGAAAACAAAAACAAGAUGGCUGACGAAGAGGAGACAAGGGAGGUACUCUUUCCAGAUUGGGAAGGUGCUGACAAAACUGGCAUGACCAUUGAACAGACAAGUGGAGGACAGCUCUUUGUUAAGGAGGUGAAAGGAGAGUCACCAGCAGCACGGUCUGGAAAAGUAUAUGAAGGUGACCAAAUUGUGGGUGCCACUAUCUACUUUGAAAAUAUGAGUUCUGAAGAAACAGCAGAGCUACUAAAGACACUGAACAAACACAAGGUUGGACUGAAACUACAAAACAAAGGAGACAAAUCCCCUUACUACUCACCGCUGAGCACACCAUGUCGUUCACCAGUCAGCACCCUUACAUGGGAAGGAAAGACCCGCUUUGGAGAUUCCAGUCCAGAUAUCAUUCUUAGUGGGGAUGAUGAAGAUUAUAAGCGAAUAUACACAAGAAAGAUAAAACCAAGGCUGAAAUCUGAAGACCUUGCAGAGGGAGUGGAUGUUCGCACGGAGCGGCACAGCAGCACAAGCAGCGAUGGCAGCACAAUUACUACCAUCACUCGUCGUAUCACUACUUACACAGUAGAUAUGCCAAGUGGCAUAAGUGAGCAACUUGAACUUUCAAGCCCAGACGUCAAAGGGCUAAGGCACGAAUCUGGAGAUGGAUCUUCUCAUAUCAGAAUCUCACAUGGCAGCCCUUCAGGUAAAAUGGGAGCAGAAGAAGGUGUUUUUGAGUCAGGCGACAUAACUUACACUGGGCCAAAUAUCACUUCCACUGUGACACGCUGGGGCAAUGGUGGGGUUCAAACUACAACGCAUAUAGGAGAGGAAAAAGAAAGAAGUGAUCUUAGAUUUAAGGUUCCUAGCUUUGGAGUAACAGGUAGUAAAUGCCAUGAAGGCACUGAAACUUCAAGAGGGAGUAGCGAGCAAGGAGAUGAAAGUGUUCAGGAUUCAGAAAUGACUGUGACACUAAGAGACAACAAAAACACUGCCGGCAGCCAUGUUACAGCUGGGUCAGGGGGUGCUGGGAUAAUUUCAACUGACGAAAACGGAGGGUCGGGUAGACUGUCUUUACCAGGAAAAGGAAUGAAAAUUUUGACUGCAACCACAGAGAAAACACAGAUGGGAAGUUCAGACAGUACUUUAGAUGAGAGGACAAAAGUUAAGAUAUCUGGAAUUACAAUCAGUCCCCUGCAGACGAAAGGAUCAGGUAGUACUGACAUUCCACAUAUCAGAAUAGGAGGGUCGACAGAUACUAGUGCAAAUUUGAAAGAUGGCAGGAUAGAAAAAUCAACAAUAACAUUAGAUAAUGUUACCUCGGGACUUUCUUCAAAAAAAUCUGAACUGGACAUCAAAGGAGCCGGUGUUCAGAUCAAGGGCCCCAGAGCCAACACUGAAGGGUCAGUUUUGAGUGUAAGACAUUCAGAGUCUGAAAGUGACAUCGGAAGUGCUGAAAUCAACUCUAAUAUUCAAAUCAAACUCCCAACAACUGAUAGCAAAUACAAAAUGGAUGUUAAUGUUCCAUCCAUAUCUGGGCUGAAUAAGGUUGAGGGAAAAGGUGAUUUAACUGGUGAGAGAAAAACAGCAGGACUGAAAUUUGACAUUAAAGGUUCAAAUACAGACACUGAGAGGAAAGAGGGAACAAACGCUCAUGUACAAAUUCCUGAAGCUGACAUUAAAGCAAUAAAACCUUCUAUUGACAGUAAGGAUGUAAAAAUUAAAGGACCCAGUGUUGAUAUUAAAAGAACACAAGUAAAUGUCACAGUGCCUGCUGCAGAAUUUGGAGUUCCAAAAGCAGAGCGUCUAGAUGUUGAUCUAAAACUUUCCAAAUCCAAAACUGACACCAAAAUACCUAAAGUUGAAAAUAAAGCAGGGAUAAAAGGGGAGAUAAAAACACACGAGAUUGAUGUCAAAGGUCUAGAGAUAAACCUUCCCAGGACUGGUAUUGAUGUUAAAGCACCUGAUUUUGAUAUUACAGGACCGCAAGUGGACACAGAAGACCUUGAUGUGAAUCUCAAAGGAUCAAAAAUAGAACCUCCAUCAUUGUCGGGAACUAAACUGAAAGAUUUGGAUAUGAGUGUGAAAGGUCCCAAAAUGAAGGGAAAUGUUGAUGUUCCAAACCUUGAGAGGGAUAUAAAAACUCCAAAAAUGAAGAUUGAAGGAAAAGAAAUUGACAGUGAAGGCCAAACCAGUGGACUUAUUAUGUCCAAUAUUAAAAUGCCAUCUCUUUGCAUAAAAGGUCCAAAGCCUGAAGGUCAGGAUGUGAAUAUUAACCUUUCCAAGACUGAAAUUAAUGUUAAAGCACCUGAAGUCGAUGUAUCAUCAUCACGGGGACCCAAAUUGGAGGAGUUCAACAACACUGUAAAAGGGCCAAAACUCAAGGGAGAUGUUACUGUAUCAGCUCCAAAGAUUGAGGGAGACCUACAAGCUCCAAAAGUGGACAUUGAAGGAAGAUAUGUUAAUAUUGAGGGCCAUAAAGGAGGACUUAAAAUGCCCAAAGUUGAGAUGUCAUCCUUUGGUGUGAAAGGUCCAAAGGUUGAAGGUCCAGAUGUUGAUGUAAACCUUCCUAAAGGUGAUAUUGAAAUGAAAGCACCCAACAUUGAUAUUAAAGGAGCGGACAUUGAUGUUGAGGGUCCGAGUGGAAAGAUCAAAGGACCACAAUUCAAGAUGUCAGGUAUAUCCGGGCCCAAAGUUUCCAUGCCUGAUGUGGAUUUCAAUCUGAAAGGCCCCAAAGUUGAAGGUGAGGUGGAUAUUCCAAAGAUUGAAGGAAAAGUGAAAGCACCAGGACCAGGAGUUGACAUUGAGGGACCGAAAGUUGACAUUGAAGGUCCAAAAGGUGGAUUUGAAAUGCCCAAAAUUAAAAUGCCAACAUUUGGCUUUAAAGGUCCAAAGGUGGAGGGUCCAGAUGUUGACAUAAAACUUCCCAAAGCUGAUGUGAAUAUCAAAGCACCUGAAGUUGAUAUUAGAGGACCAGAAAUCGAAGGCUCUGAUGCCAAACUCAAAGGACCCAAAUUCAAACUGCCAUCACUGUCAGGACCCAGCCUACCAGACUUUGACAUUAAUUUGAAAGGGCCCAAACUCAAGGGAGAUGUUGAUGUGUCCGCUCCAAAGAUUGAGAGAGACAUAAAGGCACCCAAGGUGGACAUUGAGGGACCAGAUGUUGACAUUGAGGGCCACAAAGGAGGACUUAAAAUGCCCAAAUUCAAAAUGCCAGGCUUUGGUAUGAAGGGUCCAAAAGUUGAAGGUCCAGAUGUUGAUGUCAGCCUUCCUAAAGGGGAUAUUGACAUCAAAGCCCCGGAAGUUGACAUUAAAGGAGUCGACAUUGAUGUGGAGGGUCCGAGUGGAAAGAUCAAAGGACCAAAAUUCAAGAUGCCAAGUUUAUCCGGGCCCAAAAUCUCCAUGCCGGAUAUGGAUUUCAAUCUGAAAGGCCCCAAAGUUGAAGGUGAUGUGGAUAUUCCAAAGAUUGAAGGAAAAGUGAAAGCACCGGGAGUCGACUUUGAGGGACCAAAAGUUGACAUUGAAGGUCCAAAAGGUGGAUUUGAAAUGCCCAAAAUUAAAAUGCCAACAUUUGGCUUUAAAGGUCCAAAGGUGGAGGGUCCAGAUGUUGACAUAAACCUUCCCAAAGCUGAUUUCAAUGUCAAAGGACCUGAAGUUGAUAUUAGUGGACCAGAAAUCGAAGGCCCUGAUGCCAAGCUCAAAGGACCCAAGUUUAAACUGCCAUCACUGUCAGGACCCAGUCUACCAGACUUUGACAUUAAUUUGAAAGGGCCCAAACUCAAGGGAGAUGUUGAUGUGUCCGUUCCAAAGAUUGAGGGAGACAUAAAGGCACCCAAGGUGGACAUUGAGGGACCAGAUAUUGACAUUGAGGGCCACAAGGGAGGACUUAAAAUGCCCAAAUUCAAAAUGCCAUCCUUUGGUAUGAAGGGCCCAAAAGUUGAAGGUCCAGAUGUUGAUGUCAGCCUUCCUAAAGGGGAUAUUGACAUCAAAGCCCCGGAAGUUGACAUUAAAGGAGCAGACUUCGAUAUCGAGGGUCCGAGUGGAAAGAUCAAAGGACCAAAAUUCAAGAUGCCAGGUAUUUCCGGGCCCAAAAUCUCCAUGCCUGAUGUGGAUUUCAAUCUGAAAGGCCCCAAAGUUGAAGGUGAGGUGGAUGUUCCAAAGAUUGAAGGAAGAGUGAAAGCACCGGGAGUUGAUAUUAGUGGACCAGACCUUGAAGAUCCUGAUGUAAAAUUGAAAGGGCCAAAGUUCAACCUUCCAUCACUUUCAGGACCCAGUCUACCAGACUUCGACAUUAAUUUGAAAGGCCCCAAAGUUAAGGGAGAUGUCUCAGCUCCAAAGGUUGAGGGAGACAUCAAAGGCCCCAAGAUGGAUAUCCAAGGUCCAGAGAUUGACAUUCAAGGACCCAAAAGUGCACUUAAUAUGCCCAGUAUUAAAAUGCCAUCUUUUGGUUUGAAAGGUCCAAAGGUUGAGGGUCCAGAUGCUGACAUACACCUUCCCAAGGCCGAUAUCAAUGUAAAAACACCGAAAGUUGAUAUUACAGUGCCAGAAGUUGAAUGUUCCUAUGCAAAACCAAAAGGACCCAAAAUGAAACUUCCAUCAUUGUCUGGACCUAAGUUGCAGGGCCCCGACAUUAACAUUAACAUUCCCAAACCCAACAAUGAAUUUAAAACAUCCGAUAUUGGAAUUGACCUAAAAGGGCCUAAAGUUAAAGGUGAAGUGGAUGCAUCGGUGCCCAUGUUUGAAAGUGACAUAAAAGGUCCAAAUGCUAACAUCUCUAAUGAUGAUGAAAAGACUGCUGUUACCUUUCCUAAGUUUAAAGGUCCUAAGUUUGCAAUGAAAACCCCAGUUCUCGAAGAGUCUAAAUCCAAUAUCAAGAUGCCCAGUACAGCACCAAAAAGUCUCAAAACAGAAGUUAGUUUCCCAGAUACUGACGCAAGUGUUGAUGCCCCUGAUAUUGACAUCAAUGUAAAAGGGAAAAAAGGAAAAUUUAAACUUCCAAAAGUUAAAGGAAAGGCAAAGAAACCUGAUGUUGACAUAGAAACACCAGCAACAGAAAUCAAUGCAGACAUAACAAACAGUUAUGCUAAAGGAACAAAAACAAAGAAGUCUCGGUUUGGAAAGCUUCAUUUUCCUGAUGUAGAAUUAGAUAUAAAAUCACCAAAACUAAAAGGAGAUGGAUCUUUAUCUGCCAUUGAUGGCUCUGGCAGUCAUAGUGCAAAUGUUAACUUGGAAGGGUCGAACAUGAAAGUAAAAUCUUCUAAUAUUAAAAUGCAAAGCGGGACUGAUUCAGAAAUAAACGCAAGUGCUUCAGGAGGAGGUGCAAGUGGUGGCCUUCAGUACCCAGAGGGUAAAGUCACAUUUACCAAAAUCACAAUGCCAAAGUUUGGCAUUGUGUUACCACAGGUGGAAACCAAAGAAAGUGGAGGAAAUAUUGAAUCAGAACCUGCAGCUAGUGUAGACAUCAAGACAGAAUCUCCAUCUAUUGGUUGCCAAGUCAGUUCUCAAAAUAUUGAGGUUCCCAGUCCAGAGCUGAGACAAGAAGGCAAAGUUAAGGUAAAGAUGCCAAAAAUUUUUGGCAAAUCAAAAGCGAAGGGCAGUAGUGUAGGUGACCUUCACGGAUCAGAGGGAGAAUUAAGUAGCAGUGGAAAAGCAGGUAAGACCUCUAAAGAGCUAAGUGUACAUUCUGGGGAAAUGAUGGGUGGAAAAAUAGAAUUAGAGGGUGAUCCUGGACUGGGUUUGUCAACUAAAGGCAAAUCGGCCUCACUUGAUCUUUUUAAGAAAUCAAGACAUCGAUCUUCUUCUUUCAGUGAUGAGGGGGGAGUUAGUUCUCCUUCAGCUCAAUUAGAGGCUGAAGGUGGUGACAUUUCUUUAGAUCUCGGAAGCAAGGUCAAGGGAAAGAAAGGCAAGCUUAAGUUUGGUACUUUUGGAGGUUUUGGUUCAAAGUCAAAGGGCUCAUAUGAAGUGACACUGGGAGAUGACAGUGAAGCACGAAUGGAGGGAAGUGCAGGUGUUUCGCUACCUGCUAAAAAAUCAAGACUGUCUUCAUCCUCUAGCAGUGAUAGUGGUUCAAGAGGUGGUUUCAGGUUCCCCAAAGUUGAGCUAUCAGUUUCACCCACAAAGUGAUAAAGAGACAAAUUAAAACCUCAAUUGCAACCAAAUGUUUUCUCCUAAUAUUGAAAAUUGCUCUUUGUUUCUUUAAAACCUAAGGAGACAUGCACAAUCAUCUCAGUGUGGUUAAUUAUGAAUAUCUUUUAGUAAUCAAACAGAAGUGCAUGAGAUUGUUUAAAAUCCCUUCAAACUGUAAAUAAGAUUAAUUUGUAAUGAUAAAUAUUGUUUUUUGUAUAUAGUCCAGAUUUAAUAAAUAUAUGCCAUCUCACAUCAAUAGUUUGUUACAGGGUUUUCUCACUGUGUUCUUUUUCAUUCUAUUAAAUAAAUGUUAAUGAAUGGUUGUGGUAUAUUUGUGUCCAGGGGUCUAUUGCACAGAACCAAUAUGUUUUUUUUAAAGAUUAAAAUGUUGUUUAUUCACUCAAAUACAGUUACCUUUUUAAGUAGGGAGUGAUUUUAUUUUCAAACUUUAAUAAUAUAUAAUCAGUAAGUAAAGAUGCCUUUUUAUAACACAUUGUAAAGAGUGAUAAUGUAUAUACCAAUACUGCAACUGUUUUUACAUUUUCAAGUGCUGUCAGUAGUAUUCUGUUCAUUUUAAACAAAAUGUAUCUGCUUAAAUUUGCCGUUUACCACAAAUAUUCAUUUGGUUCAGUUAUUUUAAACAGGAUCUCUUUCCUAAUCAUGUGUUAUUGUCACUCAUUAAUGGUCUGUUUAAUGAUUUUAUUUCAUUCUGUCACUCUCUCUCUUUGUAUACACACCAUAUGCUUGCAUUAAGUGUCACAAAUAGUACCCCCUUGAUGUUAAUUUGUUUGCAUACAAAUUCUUUGUUGAUAGACAAAGAAAUAGUAUUGACUAGAUGCAAGAGAGAUCAUUAUUUGGGUCUAUUUUUUUGUGUGCAAUCUGCCAAAUAAACUAAAUAAAAAAACUUUUUGAAUUCAAA